UGGAACGACUUGUCCUUACAGGUGUCACUGACAUUCGAGGACGUGGCUGUGCUCUUUACCUGGGAUGAGUGGAGAAAGCUGGCUCCUUCUCAGAGAAACUUGUACCGGGAUGUGAUGCUGGAGAACUAUAGGAACCUAGUCUCACUUUGUAAGAAUGGAUU
This is a messenger RNA of Pyrgilauda ruficollis (rufous-necked snowfinch), 161 nucleotides long. RefSeq names its product zinc finger protein 354B-like. NCBI's taxonomy places the organism in Eukaryota, Metazoa, Chordata, Aves, Passeriformes, Passeridae. The annotation marks the transcript as partial. The transcript has a single exon. The record is from RefSeq and is a predicted model, not a curated record. Gene Ontology annotation, biological process: regulation of DNA-templated transcription.